Molecule: messenger RNA, 648 nt
Organism: Parastagonospora nodorum SN15
Lineage: Eukaryota; Fungi; Ascomycota; Dothideomycetes; Pleosporales; Phaeosphaeriaceae
Exons: 1
Coding region: 1-648 (215 amino acids)
Source: RefSeq, a predicted model, not a curated record
AUGGCCUCGCCCGACCGCUUUGCCGCCGACUACGAUGCUGUCACGCCUCAGCAACGAGCAAUGGCAGUAGGAUUCGCAAUGCUGGGAGUGUUUGGAGCAGCGGGCGCCUAUACAACGAUUCGCUGGAUUGGCAAGCGAGCACAUCCGCUCAUCUCGGUUAACUACUUUGCGUCGUGGUGUACGAUUGUUAGCAUCGUAGCCAUGUUCACCAUGCCUGAUGUCGGCUUCCUGCUUCCGAGAUAUUUGAAAGACUGGUGCUAUCUCAUAUUCCUGGGAAUAUGCGGAUUCGUCAUGGUGAGACAUUACUCUUACGUCCGCAUCAACUUGGCUGACACUCUUCAGCAAUUUCUUCUCGCUGCUGGCCUCCAAUACGAAAAGUCAUCUCGCGCGACAAGUAUGGUGUACAUGCAGAUGUUGUUCGCGCUGACUUUUGAUAAACUGGUGUGGGGAACCACGCCUGGUGCUCUGUCGAUUAUUGGGUCGUCGUUGAUUCUAGGCUCGGCGAUAUAUGUCGCGAUGCAUAGAGAGGAGCCGAAGAAGUCGAGCGAAAGGGAGCGAGGAGAUCGCGAUGAAGAACGAGGAUUGAUGAUGGCAGACAUGGAUGGACUGCGAGAUGACGCCGACGUCGCUUUGCGGACAGAUAUCUAA